AUGGCCCAGCAGGAAUCCCUAGACCGCGCAGCGAUGCACCCUGGUAGCCAGCCUUACUCGAAAGAUGAACUCGUUAAUAUCAUCAUGGAAAGUCUUGAUAAAAGCACGGAAGAAGAGACCCUAGAAUUUCACGAGGUCGACAUUUCGACUGCAUGGCAGACAAUUGACGAACUAGAACGUCGCGAAGGACCAAGAUUACACAGGACCACCUACGACUCACAUCAAAAGAUCCUCAAGCUUGUCAUACGGCCGUGCAUAAUACACGACAUCCACUUCACUUGGUUCAUUCACCAAAUCACGCUGAAUCCAUCUUUGAUUGUCAAGGAGAAGAUGGAUCUACACAUUUUUGCGUCACCCAGAUUCGAGAAUUUCCAGGCACCAUAUACGGCCUCCCAUAAAGAACCGGACCAGUGCAUCUUGCCACCUGGGAAGAGCCUUCCGACAGUGGUGAUAGAGAGUGGAUGGUCCGAGACGAAACAGCAAUUGUACAGGGACCGCGAUCUCUGGCUGAAAGGUGGUGUUGGAAACAUACAGGUCGUGAUUAUACUGAAAUGGGGCGCGGAUCCUGAACGGAAAGUGAGGGGUGACAUUGAAGUAUAUGACCUGGAUACGUUGGGAAAUAUUCGUUGCAUUUCAUGCGAGGUGAGUGGCAACGACCUCGACCAACCUAUGGUAUACUUACCCAACACACGAAAGGCUAUACUCCCUUGUCCACCGGCCGAAAUUGCUGCCACGCAAAGGAUUAGCCUGACAAAAGGUCAACUGUUUGGCCCAAGCUUAUUCCCUGCUCGGAACGAUGAUGCAGUCGUCGAUCUCGAUAUGAAGGAGCUUCGAGAAAUCGCUGCUAUGUAUAUUCUCCAGCAAGGCUAUACUCCCAUGUAG
Messenger RNA from Aspergillus chevalieri, 882 nucleotides. RefSeq lists its product as uncharacterized. Lineage: Eukaryota; Fungi; Ascomycota; Eurotiomycetes; Eurotiales; Aspergillaceae. The transcript is spliced from 3 exons. The record is from RefSeq and is a predicted model, not a curated record. The coding region runs from base 1 to 882 and encodes 293 amino acids.